This is a messenger RNA of Dovyalis caffra, 1512 nucleotides long. Lineage: Eukaryota; Viridiplantae; Streptophyta; Magnoliopsida; Malpighiales; Salicaceae. The record is from the annotation of a GenBank genome assembly.
AUGGCUGAAUCGGUCGAGUUACCGAGUCGGUUAGCGAUCCUUCCGUUCAGAAACAAGGUGCUUUUACCCGGCGCCAUUAUUCGCAUUCGAUGCACUUCUCCCAGCAGUGUGAAAUUGGUAGAGCAAGAACUGUGGCAAAGAGAAGAGAAGGGUUUGAUUGGGAUUUUGCCAGUUAGAGAUGCAGCUGCUGCCGCGGCGGAGACGGCAUCUGUGGGCCCUACCUUAUCCCAAGGUGCCGGAAGUGAUACCAGUGAGAAAAGCUCGAAAACUCAAGCCAGUACAUCGUCGGAUAAUGUCAAGCUUGAUGGGAAACACCAGCAAGAAGUUUUUCACUGGCAUAACAGGGGAGUGGCGGCUCGUGCUUUGCAUCUCUCUAGAGGAGUGGAGAAACCUAGUGGGAGGGUGACAUACAUAGUUGUUCUUGAAGGUUUGUGCAGAUUCAAUCUCCAUGAACUUAGCACGAGAGGGACCUAUUAUACUGCACGGAUAUCUCCGCUUGAAAUGUCAAAGGCUGAGCUGGAGCAAGUGGAGCAAGAACCCGAUUUUGUAGCACUGUCUCGCCAGUUCAAAGCAACCGCAUUGGAGCUGAUUUCUGUUCUUGAGCAGAAACAAAAAACUGGCGGGAGGACAAAAGUCCUUUUGGAGACAGUCCCUGUUCACAAAUUAGCAGAUAUAUUUGUCGCUAGCUUUGAGAUAAGUUUUGAAGAGCAACUAUCUAUGUUGGAUUCAGUUGACCUGAAAGUAAGGCUGUCAAAAGCCACAGAGCUCGUUGACCGACAUUUACAGUCAAUACGUGUGGCAGAGAAGAUCACGCAAAAGGUUGAAGGACAAUUGUCAAAAUCACAGAAAGAGUUUCUUCUGCGUCAGCAGAUGAGGGCUAUAAAAGAGGAGCUUGGUGACAAUGAUGAUGAUGAGGAUGAUGUGGCUGCCCUAGAAAGGAAGAUGCAAAGUGCAGGAAUGCCUUCAAAUAUCUGGAAGCAUGCCCAAAGGGAGUUGAGGGCUGAAAUAGGUCCUUAUCCUAAUUUGAGGAGGCUUAAGAAAAUGCAACCUCAGCAACCUGGAUAUAAUAGUUCACGUGUUUACUUGGAGCUUCUUGCUGAUCUGCCAUGGCAGAUGAUGAGUGAAGAACAUGAAUUGGAUCUAAAAGCUGCAAAAGAACGUCUUGAUAAUGACCACUAUGGUCUAGUCAAGAUCAAGCAACGUAUUAUUGAAUAUCUAGCUGUUCGCAAGCUUAAACCAGAUGCAAGAGGCCCAGUUUUGUGCUUUGUUGGCCCACCAGGUGUUGGAAAAACAUCUCUGGCUUCGUCAAUUGCUGCUGCCUUGGGCAGAAAAUUUGUCCGUAUAUCCCUUGGUGGCAUUAAGGAUGAGGCUGAUAUUAGAGGGCACCGGAGAACAUACAUUGGAAGCAUGCCAGGGCGUCUCAUAGAUGGAGUAAAGGUGAAAAUCUCAUUUCUAAACGGGGUAGCUGGAAUUUUUUCCUAUCGUGCUAGUGCAGCAGCUUUUAGAGCUUAG